Messenger RNA from Galleria mellonella (greater wax moth), 4086 nucleotides. RefSeq names its product 5'-3' exoribonuclease 2 homolog (gene Rat1). The transcript has 16 exons. Gene Ontology annotation, cellular component: nucleus. Gene Ontology annotation, biological process: nuclear-transcribed mRNA catabolic process. Lineage: Eukaryota; Metazoa; Arthropoda; Insecta; Lepidoptera; Pyralidae. The coding region runs from base 179 to 3094 and encodes 971 amino acids. The record is from RefSeq and is a predicted model, not a curated record. Gene Ontology annotation, molecular function: RNA binding; 5'-3' RNA exonuclease activity.
CCAUAGAGGCUCUGUGUUUGACACCACCAUUAUUUUAAUUUGUCUUGUUUCGUUUUCUCUUUCUCUCAAAUAAUGGCAUCUUAGUCCAUUUGUUUGUGUUGAAUACUUUAGAUAAAUUAUUGAAGUUAAUAAAUGGUUAAAAUUAUAAAUAAGAGGAAUUAUUAAUUAGCUCUUCGAAAUGGGAGUUCCAGCAUUUUUCCGCUGGCUCAGCAGAAAGUACCCAAGCGUCAUUGUUGAAUGUAUUGAACAGAAGCCAACCGAUGUAGAUGGUGAACUAGUGUAUGUGGACUCUUCACUACCAAAUCCUAAUGGAGUGGAAUUUGAUAAUUUAUACUUGGACAUGAAUGGCAUCAUCCAUCCUUGUACACAUCCAGAGGACAAGCCUGCCCCCAAAAAUGAAGAUGAGAUGAUGGUUGCUAUUUUUGAGUGCAUUGACAGAAUGUUCCGCAUUGUGAGACCGAGGAAACUUCUGUACAUGGCCAUUGAUGGUGUUGCCCCUCGCGCUAAAAUGAAUCAGCAGCGGUCUCGUCGUUUCCGAGCCUCGAAAGAGACCCAGGAAAAGAUCGAGGAGGUUGCACGCAUUCGUUCUGAGCUGCAAUCCAAAGGAGCGUACUUGCCUCCUGAGAGACCGAAGGAGGCGCACUUUGACUCCAACUGCAUAACACCCGGAACACCAUUUAUGGACAGACUGAGCAAAUGCCUGCAUUAUUACAUACAUGAUAGGUUAAAUAAUGACCCAGGAUGGAAAGGCAUCAAGGUGAUCCUGUCAGAUGCCAAUGUACCUGGUGAAGGGGAACACAAGAUUAUGGACUAUAUACGUAGACAGAGGGCCCAGCCCGAUCACGACGCUAACACUCAACACGUGCUGUGCGGCGCGGACGCGGAUCUCAUCAUGCUGGGGCUCGCCACCCACGAGCCCAACUUCACUAUCAUCCGCGAGGAGUUCAAGCCAAACAAACCGCGGCCCUGCGACGUCUGUGGACAACUUGGGCACGAGAUGAAAGAGUGUACUGGCACUACUCCGGAUGCAUCGCUGGUCCGUUCAGACCCUGCCUUCGGGAACCAGGACAACUUCAUCUUCGUCCGCCUAUCAGUGCUCAGAGAGUACCUCGAGAGGGAGCUGCAAAUGCCGAAUCUCCCAUUCCCCUACAACUUUGAGAGGGCGCUCGACGAUUGGGUGUUCAUGUGUUUCUUCGUGGGCAACGACUUCUUGCCACAUCUACCCAGUCUGGAGAUCAGAGAGGGCGCUGUGGAUCGACUGGUCAAUCUGUAUAAGAAGUGUGUUUAUAGGACUAAGGGCUGGAUCACAGACUCCGGGGACGUGAACCUGGACCGCGUGCAGGUGAUCAUGACGGAGCUGGGUUACGUAGAGGACGAGAUCUUCAAGAGGCGGCACACCAACGAGCUCAACUUCAAGGCGCGCGACAAGGCCAAGAAGAAGCAGCAGAAGGUCAACUUCUCGCUGCUGGAGAAGACACAGUUUGCACCUAUGCCGGUGGGUCAGGGCGGCUCCAGAGCGGUAGAGAACGCGCGCCAGGAAGCCGCCAACAUACGGAAGGCGGGCAUGGACGCCGUGGCCGCGCAAGAGGGGGCGAACGCGCGCGGCCGCAAGCGUACAGCCGCGGACGCGGGCCUCGAAGACUCCGACGACGAAGAUAAGCACGACGAGGUGCGGCUGUGGGAGGAGGGCUUCAAGGAGCGCUACUACGAGAGCAAGUUUGAGGUGGCCAGGGACAACCUUGAAUUCAGGUACCGCGUGGCGCUGCAAUACGUCCGCGGGCUGUGCUGGGUGCUGCGCUACUACUACCAGGGCUGCGCCAGCUGGAAGUGGUACUUCCCGUACCACUACGCGCCCUUCGCCUCGGACUUUGUCAACAUCAGCGGCCUCUCCACCAAGUUUGAGAAGGGCACGCAGCCGUUCCGACCUCUGGAACAGCUGAUGGGCGUGUUCCCGGCGGCGAGUUCACAGCACGUGCCCAAGCCCUGGGCGAAGCUCAUGAGUGACCCUUUUUCGCCUAUAAUCGACUUCUACCCGACGGACUUUAAAAUCGACCUGAACGGCAAGAAGUUCGCGUGGCAGGGCGUCGCGCUGCUGCCCUUCGUGGACGAGGCGCGGCUGUUCAAGGCUCUCGAGCCCUAUUACAAGGAGUUGACGCAGGCUGAAAUACAGCGCAACAUCCGCGGCCACGACCGCCUGUACGUGUCCACCGGCAACAAGAGCUACGAGUACGUGGCGGGGCUGCAGCAGGCCGCCGGCCAGCAGCUGCGCGCGCUCAUCGCCAGCGACCAGCGCUACCCGUACCGCUGCGACGGCGUGCGCGGCGACGUCAUGCUCAGCGCCGACUGCGUCUGCAUCGGGGGGCAGCUGUCGUCGCCCGUGAUCGGUCUGCGGCCGGUGCUGGGCAACCAGGUGGUGUGCGUGCGGUUCCAGGACCCGCAGUACCCUGACGACUUCGUGUUUCCGGCGCGCCGCCUCAAGCACGCCGUCGAGCCGCCGCGCGUGCUCAAGCCUGGCAACCUCAGCCACGAGCAGAACAGGAACUGGCGGCCGCAGAUCGGCAUGGUGCGGUCGAACACGGUGGCGUCGCUGGAGGCGGCCGGCCACCGCAUGCUGGGCCACGAGCUGCCGCGCCAGCGCGCCUACAGCAGCGUGCCGCCGCCGCAACAACACUCGGCGCCAGAUCGGCAAUCAUAUGGCCCAAGACGGGGUGGGUUUGUUCCAUACCAGGCCGAAGGUUACCAACAGAGCACGAGCCAAAACUACCAGAGCUUCCAGAACUUCAACCGCUCCGGCUACGGCUACCAGGAUAGAGCAGGCAAUCAAGAUAGGUCCGGCAACCAGAGCAGACCCGGCAGCCAGGGUUACAACCAGAACAGAUACGGCGACCAACAAGGUCAGACCUACCAGCAAAAAAGGGAUAAAUACGCGAAACCAAACCAAGGCCCGCACGGAUAUAAACAAUCGAAUUUUUACAACUCGCAGACACCGCACCAGUAUCAUCAAAAUAGAUAUGGUAGCAGUCAAGGUGGUCACAGUUCACAGCAGAGUAGGCGGUACCCGGGGAACUCUGGCAACCAGGCUGGUUGGCGUUGAUAACUUCUGUCAUAAUAGAUUAAAAUUAAACCCCUUAUUUAUAAAAAUAGAAUAAAAAUGUCAAAACUGUCAUAGACUUAUUUUAGUCUAUGAUGUGUACAGAUUUUUUUUUUAUGAAUAAGGAGGUAAAUGUGUGUAUAUAUAUAAUAAAAGGUAACAGCUGGUCUGCUCUUGAAUCCAAUAUCAAUCCAAUCCAAUAUUGCCAAUGACAAUUUUAUACUGCACUCAUGAAAGUUAAGCAGUUAGGAAUAAGUUUAUAAUUGAAAUCUGUUUACAAUAUUGCAUUAAUGAUAGAUGUAUAUUAGUGUAGCUUGCCAAUGCAUCUAUCAGAACAAUAUGGAGCCAUUACGUCGCUAGUAUUGCAAUUUGAGAGUGCAAAACGUCUCAAUUUAAAUAUUGGUUUUUAUUGGUUGGAUUUUAUUUCAAGAGUCACCCCACUGAACUCCUAUUUAGUUGAUAUAAAUUAAAAAACCAGACAAUCACUGUGUGGUAUAUAGAUAUAUCUUAUAUCUUGAAGGGUCAAUAUGCAGUUUGCACUGAUAUAGUUAAGGUAAAAUAUGCGCUGGUUGAUUAGUGGUUUAAACAAAACAUCUCCCAUCUUACAACCAGCGUUGUACUAUUUCUUAACAAAUUUAAAAGCGUUAUACCGCACUGCUCGAAUGUAUUAUGUACACAGGGAGCCUCUAUGUAUUUAAUAUUACUGUACAUUAUGAUCGAUUCUGUAUAGAAAUAUAAAUAUUGAUUAUUGACAGUUACGUACUUACUGCAAGAUAGAUCAUCCAUUUUUAUCUGAUGAUAAAUUGGAGAUUUUUUUUUCUUUGCUGAUUUUAGGUAGAAGGAAAGGAAGACUAUAAGAUAGCGAUUUUUUUUUUUAAGUUGUGUAUAGAUUGUUGUGUAGGUACGCUCCUCCAAAAUCCGAAAAAUUAAAAAUUUGUUAGUAAAAAUAUUUACAAGGUUUCAACCAAGGAAUAUAUAUAUAUAUAUAUAUAUAU